Molecule: messenger RNA, 1760 nt
Organism: Lactuca saligna
Lineage: Eukaryota; Viridiplantae; Streptophyta; Magnoliopsida; Asterales; Asteraceae
Source: the annotation of a GenBank genome assembly
AUGGCGAAUCAGCUGUACGGUUCCAGCUCCUACGGGUAUGGGGGAGGAUCCAAUUCGUCCAGCAUCUACACGUCCAAAUCCAUCGCCGAGCACUAUUCAUCUAUCAGCGACAGAGGUCCUUCCAUGCUCUACAACCACAAGGACACCAUCGGCACUGGUUACUCGGCGGCCGCUAGAAUGACAGCGAGAGAAGCAUUGUGGCCGGGACCGCCUGGAGUUGAUGCAGGGGUUUCCUCAACAUCGAUUGAAUCUAUAUUAGCAGGCUAUAAGCGUUCAUCUACUGAAGCAUUAUAUCAUCAAUCGCUUGUUGGUGCCCAUAAUACGCUUGGGUUUUCUAGCAACCCUUUAGUGAAGCGGCCUAGAUUCGAGGCUACAGCCAGUUUGCUGCCUGUGUAUCCACAGAGGCCUGGAGAAAAGGACUGUGCCCAUUAUAUGCUUACAAGAACUUGUAAGUUUGGAGAUAGCUGCAAGUUUGACCAUCCUAUGUGGGUCCCUGAGGGUGGAAUCCCUGAUUGGAAAGAGGUCCCGACUACAAGUGAAGCCCUUCCGGAGAGACCUGAAGCGCCAGAUUGUCCGUAUUUCCUCAAGACUCAAAAAUGCAAGUUUGGCCCCAGGUGCAAAUUCAAUCAUCCAAAAGAUAAAGCUGCUCCUUUGGUUGCUUUAGAAAACAUUGACACUUCUGAUCUACCAGAGAGACCAUCUGAGCCCCCAUGUGUGUUCUAUAUGAAAACUGGAAAAUGUAAAUUUGGUUCAACCUGCAAAUUUCAUCACCCAAAGGACAUCAUAAUUACAGCAACUGAGGUAGAAGAUGGUAAUGGUGAAGCUUUUAUGGUUGGUGGUGGUUCAAAUGGCAAUGGGAAUUUGGAACUUUCAAUUACCCCUUUUACCCCUGCCAUGUUGCAUAACUCAAAAGGCCUCCCCAUUAGACCGGGAGAAGUGGAUUGUCCUUUCUACCUGAAAACUGGCAGUUGCAAAUAUGGUGCCACCUGUCGCUAUAAUCAUCCAGAGAGAUAUGCAAUCAAUCCAGCUGGCGCCAUUGUGUCAACUCCUGCUGCUCAUUUGACUUUUGGUAUGGUCAACCCAAUUUCCGCUGUCAUGCAAACUGUGGACCCACGACUUGCUCAAACAACGCUUGGUUUGGGUCCAACAGUCUACCCUCAGAGACCUGGUCAGAUGGAAUGCGACUAUUAUAUGAAAACUGGGAUAUGCAUGUUUGGAGAGAGAUGCAAAUAUCAUCAUCCUAUUGACAGGUCAGCACAUGCACAGUCAGCAAAAGAAUCCCAACUCAGCAUCAAGCUUACUCUUGCUGGUCUUCCAAGGAGAGAGGGUGCAAUACACUGCCCAUACUACAUGAAGACAGGGGCUUGCAAAUAUGGGGUGACAUGCAGGUUUGAUCAUCCGCCACCUGGCGAAGUUAUGGCAGCUCCAACAUCACAAGGACCAUCCGAUGAUGUCAAAGAAGAAUGAAAUUCCUAUUCUGCCCCUUUUGACUUUUCAUCUAGGAUGUUUUAAAAUGUUUGUGGUUUGAUUUGAUAAUUGCCUCUUUUCUUUUUCUCUUAUUUUGAGAAGCUUUUAGGUUUGAAUUUUAAUUAUCUCAUCAAGAAAAAUGUUACCAUCUGCAAAAACAUUUGUUGCCUGAUGCUUGAUGUUAUUUUGAUGUUAAAUGUGUAUUUGCUUAGAGUCAAUGCAUGAUUAGAUUAUGUCAAAAACCAGAUGAGAAUUGAUAUAGAUAACAUGAUCAUGUAAAUGUUGAAAGCAUG